AUGGCCUGCGAAAGCUGCCGAUCCCAGGCCCGGACACUCCUCCGGGUCGCAUCCCGCACCUCAGUAUCCCGGUCCUCGGCCGCCAGAUCGGUUUUUUUGCCGCUGCUCCAUGCCAAUGCGCCCGUUCGGACGUCGCCGCCAGCCCGGAGUUUCAGCAGCUCCAGCACGAGGAAGAUCCUGGGCGGACUUGGGAGCUCGAUUGGCGAGUCGUACCGGGUUCUGGGCGCCUCGGAGAGACUGUUCAAGGCAUGUGCCAAAGCAGCUGAUUAUCGCAUCACGGAGGAGGAGCGCAAGAAUGAUUUGGUGGAGAGAUUGGACGACGGCGAGGAGAUUGGCCGGGCUCUGGAAGAUGGGAAUAUCUGGCAUACUGCUUUCAAACUGCCGCCCACCUUUAGCACCUGGUCGCAUGUCACCAUGCUUCACCUCUAUCUCAUCAACGCCCGCAUACGAUGCCUCGAGCGAGACGAAUACCGCAACUGGCAGCAGCAGCUCAUCGACCACUUCUUCUUCGAGUGCGAGAAGAAGAUGCACAUUGACCACAACAUCACAUCCAGCGCCCUCCGACAGCGCUACCUCAAGGAUAUAUUUGUCCAGUGGCGAGGUCUCCUGCUGGCGUACGACGAAGGUCUCAUCAAGGGUGACGCCGUGUUGGCCAGCGCCGUAUGGAGGAAUCUGUUCAAGGGCGAUCCCGAAGUCGACCCCCGAGCGCUGGUGGCUAUUGUUGGAUGGAUGAGAUCCGGCCUUGCAUCGCUGGAGAGCGCCUCAGACAUGGCCAUGACCAACAGGGCGCUGGAGGUUCUUUCCAGGCCAGUGGAUGUGUUCUGGACGAGGCUGGAGGAG
Molecule: messenger RNA, 840 nt
Organism: Trichoderma virens Gv29-8
Lineage: Eukaryota; Fungi; Ascomycota; Sordariomycetes; Hypocreales; Hypocreaceae
Exons: 2
Biological process (GO): mitochondrial respiratory chain complex III assembly
Cellular component (GO): mitochondrion
Source: RefSeq, a predicted model, not a curated record